This is a messenger RNA of Hibiscus syriacus, 673 nucleotides long. RefSeq names its product probable 6-phosphogluconolactonase 4, chloroplastic. NCBI's taxonomy places the organism in Eukaryota, Viridiplantae, Streptophyta, Magnoliopsida, Malvales, Malvaceae. The record is from RefSeq and is a predicted model, not a curated record. Gene Ontology annotation, molecular function: 6-phosphogluconolactonase activity. The transcript has a single exon. The coding region runs from base 86 to 571 and encodes 161 amino acids. Gene Ontology annotation, biological process: carbohydrate metabolic process; pentose-phosphate shunt.
UCUAAUAAUUAGCCAAGCGAUCUACCAUUGCUGGUUCUAGGAUGAUGUUAGUAUUCCAGUUUUUCCAAGGCAAAACAAGUUAAACAUGUUAUUUUCUCUCCUUCAGGUACCGAUUCUCCGGGGUAAAGUCUAUGCCAUCAAUGAUGCACUGCCUGCUGAUGGUGCAGCUGAUGACUACGAGACUUGUCUCACGCACUUGGUUAAGAGCAACGUGAUUAGUGUCUCGGCCGCGACUGGGUUUCCAAAGUUCGAUCUCAUGCUUCUGGGAAUGGGACCAGAUGGACAUGUGGCUUCUCUCUUUCCAGGCCACCAUCUGGUCAAGGAGAACGAAAAGUGGGUUACCUUCAUUAAGGACUCACCAAAACCACCCCCAGAGGGAAUCACAUUCAAUUUCCCUGUUAUCAACUCAUCUGCUAACAUUGCACUCGUGGUGUACGGUGCUGGUAAAGCUGGUUCAGUGCAUGCCGCAUUAAGAAACAGUCAAAAUUCCGAUCCGCUGCCUGUUCAGAUGGUUUCACCAGAAGGGGAGUUGGUUUGGUUCUUGGACAAGGAUGCUGCUUCCAAUCUGUAAGUUGUAUGUUAUAGUUUAUCCGAGUUGCUUAUAAAUUCCUACCUUUGUAGUCUGAGCAGUGGUUGUGCUACUGGAGUUGUCUCCGCUUUAGUUAUCGACUGC